AAGCAGGCCGAGAGCAGUAACGCUUAGUCUGAAGUGAGCCUUAAAGAGAAACGCCACUCGGUGAAAUCGGGCACGAAACCGCGGAUUUUGCCGGAGAGAAACUGGAGAAAAGCGGACGAAAAAAUUCGCAAACCACGGGGAGUGCACUAUUGUGACAAGUGACGAAGAGUUUGACGCUCGCCGACUAAGGCCAACGGAGUGCCCCGGUAUUAUAUUAUUGAUUUUGAGGAAACUCGGUGAAAACUACUCGGAAUCAAUAUCAGUGCGUUUUAUUCGCGGGCGAUCGGAUCCAGCGUGGGCCGCGCUACGCGUGACUCACACAUCCCCGGAUCACUGAUCGUACAAAAUUGCGUGGUGUUGACGGCUGGAAUUCUAGGAUAAGGGUAUAAAACAUCGAGCAAGGUUGAAGAGCGAGUAAUAGAUAUGGAAGCCAUUUUCACCACAGCUGCUACCCGCCGCGGCCGUCGGCGCGCGAGGGGUGAGCGCCUAGGGUGGGGGGGAUGCCAGCUGAGCCGACCCUUCUCAGCUGCUCCGCGAUAAUACGCGAAAGAAUCAAUACUUAGUUGCACCACAACCCUCGCAGCGAUCAUACUUUUAUUUUUAAUUUUUUUCCCCCGGAUCGAUUAUUUUCGCGGAUUUUUCUCCGAGUUGCGGUGAGUGCGUCGGAUUUUCGGCUGUCGCGUCGGGCGUGAGUGCGAGAGAGGGUUGUAGAGUGGCGCCGCGGAAUUAUUGGUUGGCGUAUCGAUCGGAAUAUUGGUUUCGCGGUGGCGUUCGGAUCGGGUAGCCAUGGCGGCCUGGCAAUGGCGUGCGCUUGAUCCGCGUUUGCCCUCGCUCGGGCUCGGAUCCGCGGGUCCCCGGCGUCGUUUCCGACUCAACUUUGACCCCGCGUUAUGAUGUGGAGCCAAAUCAAGGUGAAAAUCAGACCAGUCCAGUGACCAGUGCAUUCUUUUUCGUCCGACAUGUUUCCCCGGAGCGAGUAAUCGAUCCCACCUGCGAGUGCCGUAUGGAAAGCAUGGGCGAGCUCGAGCAGAAGAUGUCGCGAGAGUCGCUCAUCGAUGGGUCGCGGGCGGGCGGCGUGGAUUCGUCCGGCGGCGCCGCGGCUGCGCACACGACCUGCACCGUCAAGCUGUCCGUGUCGGUGGCGGGUGGCGGCGCGGGCGGCGGCGGCGGGCGCAGCGUUCUCGCCUCGACUUCGCGGACCAUGCUCACCAGUAGUUCAGUUCCUUCCCAUGAGUCGCUCGCCGAGACCUGCUCCAACAACAGCGAUGACUUCGUGGUGCCGCUAGAGGGCACCCCCACCCCCGGCUCCCCGCCGACCCCCGGCUCGACGCCGAGCGGGAAGAUCACCCGCGACCUCGUCGUCAAGCAGGAGGCGCUCUCGGUCAUCGUCCAGCCGCAAGAAGACUCCCAUGACUCGGAGCUCCUGAGCCCGGGCAAGAUCUCGCCCUCGGCCAUGAUCGAGACGGCCGACUUCCGCACCCUCCCGGAGCCCACCUACCAGACCCUCACCUCCGUCAACGGCAGGAUGUCCCCGCCGGGCUACAGCCCCAGCUCCUCCUACGCCACGCUCACCCCGCUGCAGCCCCUGCCGCCGAUCUCGACCAUGUCCGACAAGUUCGUCUACGGCCACACCGGCAACGUCUCCGGGAGCUUCACCGUCAUGCAGAACAACGGGCUCAACAACAUGGGCCUCGGGAUGGGGGUCGCCUCGCCCUACUACGACAAACUGCCCUCGAUGCCCCUGUCGCCGACGCACCACUACUCGCCGUCCAUCGGCAUGGCGCAGCAGCACUCCCCGCUCUCCCCGCAGAGCACCUACUCCCAGAACGGACUCAACUCCCCCGGGCAGAAGUCCCUCUCGCCGACCGGCUACGACUCGCCGUACUCGGCCCGGGGCGCGCUCGUCGUCGCCCCGUCGCCCACCCUGAGUCCGCCCUCGGCAUCGCCCUCCGUCAACUCGCCGCCGAACACGCUCGGGCUCAGCAACGGACUCACGACCAUCACCCCGCACACCGUCGUCGUGUCCCCGGGGCCGCACCACUCUCCGGAGCUCCCCGGGCACGGCGUCAUGGUGUCCACGCCGUCGCCGCCCAAGAUCAUCCAGCAGACGAUCCAGACGGCCCCGCCUUCCGCGGCCACGACGACGAUCUCGAUCAAGGUGAACCAGAGCAACAACUGCUCCAUCGGCAUGGGCUCCGGCUCCGGCUCUGGUUCCGACCUAGAGGAGAUCAACACCAAGGAACUCGCCCAACGGAUCAGCGCCGAACUAAAAAGGUAUAGCAUUCCGCAAGCGAUUUUCGCUCAGAGGGUCCUGUGUCGGUCGCAGGGCACGCUGUCCGACCUGCUCAGGAACCCCAAACCGUGGUCAAAGUUGAAGUCGGGUCGCGAGACCUUUCGCCGCAUGUGGAAGUGGCUCCAGGAACCUGAGUUCCAGAGAAUGUCCGCGCUCCGAUUAGCAGCUGCGCAGAUUCCUCAGCGAAGCAGCGAAGUCUUCGAGCACAUGAAUACGGGAACCAAUGCAUUUGCUUCGGCAGCCUGCAAGCGGAAAGAGGACCCUCAAAUUAUGUCAGAGCAUACUCCUGCUACCAAGAAACCUCGUUUAGUUUUUACAGAUCUUCAGCGACGCACGCUUCAAGCUAUAUUUAAGGAAACAAAGAGGCCUUCGAAGGAGAUGCAGGUGACGAUAGCCCGGCAGCUCGGACUGGAGCCCACGACGGUGGGUAACUUCUUCAUGAAUGCGCGGCGCCGCUCCAUGGACAAGUGGAAGGACGAGGAGCCGGCAAAGGCCGGAGUGGGCGUCGGUGUGGGCAUGGGCGCCCUCGGGAUGGGCGCCCUCUCCGACGACCAGCCAUCGCCCAACAACCUGGGCGGCCAACACCACGACUUGUGACAUACAGCCGGCUACGCGCUCCAGCACUUGGUGUUCUUGUGAGCCCCAACCGCCACCACUUUAAAGUACAACUUGUAUAAAUUGUUAUUGUUAUUUCGAGGGAAUCUCGCCCUCAUCGUCGUGCAAUUUAGCCAGCUAGGAUUUCUACUCGAGAGAUCGGUGCUGAUUCUUCAAUGCAGGUAACAGAGGCGGAUGUAGCAAUUUGGCAACACCGCUUUUUCUUCAUUUAAACCUAUGCUAAACAAUCGAUUCUUGUCGGAGUACCUGGCCUCUCCAAGAAUCGAUACAUUUCCGUAGAUGUAAAUGGAGAAAAGACAAUAAUGCCAAUUUGCUGGAUCCGCCAAGGGUCGGUAACACUGGGAUCCGUCAAUUUAAAUGUAUGUAAUAUAAUCGAUAUCGAUCGAUUCCAUGCGGCUCAUGCUGCCUCGCCAAAAAUCGAUCACAUCGGAUUUAAAUGGAGGGAUAGCAGUGUUGCCAAAUCGGAAGAAUUGCCACUGCACGAGGUUAAGGGACACUUCGGCUGUCGUACGGUUGGAAUGUAUCAGGCAGAAUGAAAGGGUUUUUACAGGAGUGGUACUGAUCAUGGCUUUAAAUUUUCAAUCACUUUUGUUCCAAGACUAUUUGUCCUUUUGAAUUUUGAAGAAGACUCGAUAGUUCCUGUGUCCUAGUGGUCCCAGAGUCAUACAUUUACGAACAUACAUUUUUGAAUGCAGAGUAAUAAAAAUAACUGUAUUUAUUUAAAGCAGCGCUAGGCACUAUACUUAAUAGAGUAAAAUCUGGACGGAUUUUUCGGAUUUUUUAUCGUCAAUUAAUUGUGUGCUAUCCGAUAUUGACAAAACUCACAAUUUCUAAUAAUAUUCAGGACUUUAAAAAGUCAGCAAGCACUUGUGUGUCAACCUUAUUUCAACUCAAUGUUGCGUCUGCACUGUAAAACUGUGCAGCCCAUGUGUCUCUUAACCUCACGCUAAUUUCUCAUAACAUCUGGUUGUGCGCAUUUAAGUUUCUAUGAAAGUUCGGAACAUUUAUCAUGCUCAGAAGUCUUCCUCUUUUGGGGAUUUUCUCGAGAAAUUAGUUAAGAAAUUUUGUUUUAAUGUACACACCCGCGCUGAUACUCACGUUAUUCCAACGUUUUAGUAGUUUCUUUUUUUAUCGGUCAUUUGAACGAAUUCCUGCCAAACGGAACUAUGGGCAUUAAUACAUGAGCCCUAAAACCCAUAAGAAUAUAUGCAUGACAGGGCUCACGUCACAAUGCACAUAGUUUCGUUUGGCAGAAAUACGUCCAUUUAUGUGAUGAACCGAAUAACUCGAGUAACUCGUUCAGUCUGUGCUGGUGAGUGUAUUAAACAACUUUUCUUUUAAUUAUUGAUACUGGCUUAAAAUUCUGGUUGAUGUACGUCAAAUCGUCAUUUUUUUGAUUGAUUUAAAGUAACAUUUUGUUAGAAUAUUAGUUUUAACUGAUGAAUUUUAUACCUUCAAUCUAUAGGGAAGAAACUCUUGAGAUCCAUUGCAAAUAGAAUGGAUGUUGACUCAGAAACAUUUAGCUGAAAAAACCACGAUUUCAAAGCAGUCAUGCAGAAUUUUUUGCUCUUAAUAGAUCUUUGAAUGCGGUGGUGUGGGUGCUGUCGGAAAAUCGAUCCAAUGGAAAAGGGAAAAUCAAUAACAUUGUUCCCGCGGACUUAUCAAAGUUUCAUUACCAUCAUUUUGAGUACCCGGUCCAAAUUAAGAGCGUUUGUGGCAAAUUAUGUGACGUAUUGGUCAUUCUCCCGCCGUGCCUUGAUAAAUGAAAUUUGCGGACAAAAUACGCAAAUUUUCAAAUGUUUUUAAUAUUUGAUGAUAUCAAUUUGAGAGAGCUAUAUGCCCAGCCGAAUAAAACACGCACCUUGCUCCAGCAUGAAAGUAUGAGAACAGCAAAAAUAGCAAAGUAAUCACAGAAGAUAAACAGUUCGAGAAAAGCUUUGAUUUCAUCGUUAUAAAAACUUAAGUGUGGGCAAACUGUGGAUUAUACGGGAACUAAGUAAUUUCAUUUAAACUUUUAACUGAUGUAUUUAAAAUCUGGUUUUGCAUCGCCAAAAAGAGUAAUCUGAGCUUAAAAUCUCGCUCUCUAUAUUUUAUUCUAACAUUUCAUAUUGAGAUGGCGAGUGGUCGGGCAAUCUCAUUAACAAGGUCAAUGGUACUUCCAAAAUGGAGAUUAGAUGUACGUGUGCGAAAGUCAUUCUACAAUAUGUAUUUUAAAUCCCCAAUGAUAGUCAUUAUUUUUAUUUACUCUUGUAUUUCUAAACUUUUCUAGUCAAUAUAAGUUUCUCUUCAUCUCUAGUCUUGGACCUGAUCUCUUCUUGUGCGUCAGGCAAAUUGAUGAGAUUUUUGUACAAAUUUUUUCUGGUCGAACUCGGCUCGGCUUGAGAUUUUUUCGAUCUCUUAAAAUGAAAUUCCAUAAGUAGUUAAUUUUAACUGUGGCUGUGACUAUUUUCAUAUGUACUUAAUUUUCAAAAGUUACAUCAUCGGUAACAUUUUUAAAUGGUCUCUUAGGCUCAUUUAUGAAGCUAAUGCUAGUCAUGAAUACCUUUAUUUUUACCACUUGUGUUACUUCUUAAUUUAUUAUUGUAUCUGCUUGUUCAUAUAUAUUCACCAGGAGUGUAGUUUUUUGAGAGUUUGGAACUCAAGUACUUUUGAUCAUCCUUACUUCUCUCCUCUUUAAUGUUAAUUCAAUGGUCUGACUUUAUUGUAUAUGCUUAGUUAAAAGGAAAGUAAAACGAUCAAUUUAUUGAACAAGAUAAUGCUACACAUUGUGAAGAUGAUACUUCAAUUAUGUUGUUCUGAUCAAUUCACUCAAUAUAUUAUACAGUUUAGAUUAAUUGAAAAUUUUGAUGAAUCAAUGAAAGCUUACGAGGAACUUGAGAGUUGUCGAGAGUGCAAGUUCAAAGAUUUGAUAUCCUUAAGAUUAUUGUAGAUACAGACACGUAGUGACAUUUGAAAGCUCCUUCCUUCAGCUCUCUGAUGAGUUUUAGAACAGUUAAUUUGGUGGAUUAGAAUUCAAAGAAAGAGGAGUUUUCGAGCUCAACUCCUUUCCGCGCAGGUCCCACAGCAGUGGCAAGACGUGAAUUAUAGAGUAUCGAUAUUCCCCCAUUUGAUGUUGUGGUAAAGAAUCGAUUAUUAAUGGGUUCGUCGCAAACAUCCUGUAAAUCCAUCCUUUCCCAUUGUUUGUUAUUCCACUGGCACGUGAACUACUACAUCUGUCGCAAUUUUUAAGUAAGUAAUUCGAAGAAGGUAGAGCUUCUUGCAAAAUACAAUAAAGAACCAUUAAAUGCUAAAACAUAGCAGGAUUGGCCUCCUAUACCGUGCUAAAUUGCACUUACUUAAGUAUUUUUUUUCUUCUUAAACUCUUAAUGUAAACACGACUCGUUUGCUUAAAACCAUCUUCUUAAUGUUCUAUAACUCGUAGGAUAGCUCAAUACGGUGGCCUAAAGAUAUAUUUUACCGACUCUCUGUAUCUAUUUUAAUAAUUUAAAAAAAGUAUAAUCUUUGAACUUACUUUCUCGACGGCCCUUGUAGUUGAAGAAUGUCACAGAAUGAUUUGUGGUUAACUUGACUUCCUCAUAAGAGUUUUCAUGUCUCUGAAAAAAAGAAAGAACUCCUCAUGUCCUCUUAUUACCUUCCUCUUGUGGCAUCAAGCUGAACAUAUGAUAUUUCAACAUCAAAUAAUAGCGCCAGUGGGUGGGUGGGUGGGUUGACUAUUUUUUGAAAGUUGUGAAUAAUUGCCGAGAUUGAAAUUCUGACUCAUGCAUAUUACACAUUACUCAUACAUAUGUAUAGUAGUGAAUAGAUUGAAUUUUUCAAAAAGGAACCAAGAGCAUUCGAAUGGUACCAGGAUUGUGCAACUUACAUUUUUUGUAAAUAAUUACUUAAAUCAUGCAAAAAUUUAAAUUCACAAAGAUUAUUUGGAGUAAAGAUAAAACUUUUUUGAUGAUACAUUUAUAUUUGCAAGGUAAAAAGAGUCUCAAAAUCUUACAUUGAAAUGCUAUUGGUUCUUUCUUGCAAAAUGCAAUCCAAAUGUCGUAUCCACUGACGGAAGGACAAUAGUUUGAGACUAUAUUCCAUUAUUACAAACACGUGUGCUGAAUGUUGUGCAAAUAAGUCAAAACUUUCACAUUCCAUGUAUUGCAUUUUACGUUCUCUACAAUGUUUUUUUUUUUUUUUGUUUAUUUUUUGAUAUUUACUUACUGUAUCGCUCAUUGAUAUUAUAACAAACAUUGGCGAGUUCAGGAAUAGAUAAGCUUACAAAGCGAAUGUGCUUGAUACAUUUUUUUCUUUUUAACUCCAGUGUCGAGGCGUGAAUGAUCGAUUAUAGAUAUUUCCCCAAUUGAAGCUGUGGUAAGGAAAUCGACUAUUAUGGUGUUCGUUUCAAACACCUGAAUAAUCGAUAUUUUUAAUUACAGAGGCUUCAAUGCCAGAUGAAUUGAUAUAUUGUAAAGCACGCCAUGCCACUGUUUAACUCCCAUUUCAUACUUUUUCGGUGAGCAGUGUCGGUCUGGCUCGAAAAUUCUUGGGGUGCUGAUUCGUUUUCGCGGCCCCUAUUUUAAGGUGGAGCCCCCCUAACUGACCAAAAGUCCUCCUAUUUGGGUUUUAAAGUUUGAGGGGCCCCUACAUGAAUCUUGCCAGGGUUUUCUGAGCCACCCGUCAGAAUUUCUGUGGCGCUGAAGCACCAUAGCACCCCUAGCUACACCGCCCCUCGUAGCAAGAGGGGGAUGAUAGCUUUCUUUAACUAUCUUGCAUUCAUCACUGGUUGCAAAAGGCAACAAACAUUAUAGAACUUAUCACCCCCCGCUAAAAACUCAAUUUUCACAAAAAAGAAGUCAAGGAAACUUUCAAUAUGAACGGAAGUAGUGAAGAUAUUGCGUGAGAAGAGGUGAGGAGGAGUGAUUUCUGGAGAAGUCGUGACAUGUUAUUAACUACGAUAAAUAAAACAAAUGAAUAAACAAAUAAAAUCAGGAUCGUCCAAAAUAAUGAUCAUUGUAUAUUACUGAAUCACUGUUAGUUGCCUUACCUAGUAAUACGUCUAACAUGCAUAUAUGUAUAUUUUAUUUAAUUAAUUAGUCACAUAUAUCCAGUCAAUCUUAAUGUCAGAUACUCCCACCGAGUCAGGAAAUUUAAAAUGCGCCUAGUUUUUUCCUGCGAAUAUUUGGAACAUUACAGGUGUGUCGGAAUUGGUCAGUAAACUAACUUUCGAGAUAUAUCAAAUAAGAGAAAAAAUAUCAAAAUGAGGAAAAAUAAGUUUUUCAUUUGUGUUCGUCUCGUCGAGAGAAUCUGAGUUUAACUCUAUCCUCCUUUGUUUAGAUCUCUUGUAAAGAUCUUCUGUAAAGAGCGUUGUAGUCUCUCUCUCCUGCCCCCCUCUCUCUUUCUGCCCCUCUGUAGAAUAUCUCAAAAAAUCUCGCUGUUCGAAAUGGUAGCUGUUUUCAUUCCUGAAGCAAUUUACCAGCUCGCCUCGUAUUUCCCCGUAAAAUGUUCUGUUAGAAAUUUAAGGUAAUUAUAAUGUGAGUUAAAUAAUAAUACCGGAAGGAACUUAAGAUAUUUUUUACCGAUUGAAAAAAAACUUGAAUCAAAAUUUAAGCUAAUGUUCCCAAUAUGCAAAAGGAGACAACUUUUCGCUAUUACUGAGUUUUCUGUUAUACAUUCAUGUUCAUACUAAUCCUUAAAUUCAAGAGUUAUUUUCUUUAAUUUUGUAAAUUUUGUUGUGUAGAGGAAAGUCUAAUAUCAAAGAGAAAUUCCACAAAAGUUAUGAGUGUUCAACAUCAUGAACACAUGAAACCUCAGAGAUGCGACAAAUUGUUUUAUUAGCCCCUUUCCAUGUCAAAGUGUCCAUAUUGGAUCGCAACAAUGACUGGUGCACACAAUCUAAGUCAAAUGACCGUGUAAGGUCAAGUAUUACACGUGCUAGUCUUACCCCUGUAAGAAAUUGAAAAAUAAAAAACAAAUUAGGAAAUAUUUAUGGAUAGUAUAUUUUGUUGAUACUUAAUUAAAUACUCUGUAAGAAGUUUAGGGAUACAUUUGUAGAUUAUUAUAUGUACACUGAUCUCUUAUAUUGAUUGUACAUUUGUAGAUUUGACAUUAAUUGUAGAUUUUUAAAGAUGAUAAAUGGUUACCGAAAUUUGUAGCUGGUGUAGGUUCAGAAAAUUUUAUCAAUGGUAAAAGCACACCUGCCGAGCCUUACUCCUGAUAUUAAUAAUUGAACAUAAUUAAGUGAAAUAUGAAAAUAAGAUCCAUCUGAAAUAGGAGUUUUCGAAACAGUGUAUAGUCCGUUUUGGUGCUAUUGCACACAUGUUGUUCCAAUUUCCACAAUCGGCCAGCUGGAGUCAAUAUCCGUAAAUUUUCCACUGUACAGAUCGCCUUUUAUGCAUGUGCAAUCUUAAAGAGGAGACGUGUUAAGAGGUGAUGCUGUGAUCAUGAUUAGACCAGCAGACAAUUUCAAUAGCUAGCGUAACUCUUUUGGUUCAUUAAUACAACUAUUCGUGCUCUGAAAAUAUGCGUGUUGCAUACACAAAAAGUUGAAGGCACUUUUGGUGUUCUUGACCGAGCAUCGUGUCAUCACAAGUCGCCGCUGACAAUGAGAUGUAUUACUCCAUAUAUGGAGCAAUACAUCUCAUAGGAGUAUACUCCUAUGAGAAUUGAGGAAAGGACAAGAAAUCAAGGAGUAAAAGUGGCGAUGAAAUCUGUUUCAUUAAAGCUCAUCUCGUAAUCAAUCGAAUGUACUAUUGUACACGCUGCGCAAAUUUUCUCUCGGAGGAGAAAUCCAUAUCUCCUUCGAAUUUGUGUAUGCGACACGCAUCUCCAGAACACAAAUAAUUGUAUCAAGGCAUUACUUCAACUGAAACGCCGUUGGAAACAUUUAGUUUUGUUCAAUUUCUGUUGCAAAAGUAUUCAUCCCUUUUUUAUUCGUGCACUAAUAAAAUGUUAUAUUCUUGGUCGUCAGUUAGAAAAGGGACCGUAGCAUACGGCGACGAAAUUUUUAAGAUGAGAAUGGGUGUAUGCUAUGUAUAAGAAGCUCCUCACAUCUUUCAAUUUACAGGGGACCCUCUGUCCGCUUAAUAAUCCUCAAUAAUUUCAAAAUUGAUAAAUGUCAGGUAAAAUAAUUUUCUGUACAUUCCAGGAUAAUUGCGAGCAGUCAGGUGCUUAUUACUUAUUACACUGUAAUGGCCAUGAUGAAUUUUCCCUUUUUAUUGUGUAUGCACUCUAAAAAUUGACGGGCUCUAUUGUCUAAGUACCUACUAGUGGAAUAUGUAUUGUCUCCACAGAAGUUUGGCGUUUUUUCUGUUAAAAUUUUCAUCCUUCAUUCCAACCAUUCCAAACUCUUUCUGCUUUUUCCGCUUUUGAUCAUCACUUGACUCAUUUUUUCUAUUAUUUGUUUUUCUAGUCAUGUAUUAAUUUAUUUAAAGGGUGUCAAGGAUGAAGGGGUUAAGUGAAUAUUUAGAAACAUUUGUUUUUCUAGUCAUGUAUUAAUUUAUUUAAAGGGUAUCACGAAUGAAGGAGUUAAGUUAACAUUCAAAAAUUACGGGACAGUUGUACGAAAAACUCAACUCAAGCUGAAAAAUAAUAUGGAAGGUAUUCAUCCUUGAAUUCAAAAAUUGAGGCGAAAGACGAAAGUAGUAUUUAAUUUCAUAAAUAUUUUGUCAGGUGAGGUACACACGAGAUGAAUAUCGUGAAAAAAUUUCAAUACUUGUACACUUAACUCGUUUAUGCUUGAAACCCUUUGUUUAUUUAUUGAUUUAUUUAUUUACUUACCCCGUAAUUUCUAAAACUAUUUAUUUUUGUCAUUCUUGUCAAUUCAAUUAGGUAACAUUAUUUAUUCUAUUAUUUACUUACGUUUGAGAUGUUAUUUUAGUUCGCUAGACACAUUGUUGUGAUUGUUUUUGUUCAUUCAUCAAUUGAAUGUUUCCUCAAUAUUUUUUAUGCGCAGAUUUGCCCUUUGUAUGAUGUGUAGAUAAAUUGAAAAAAAUUAGAGAAUGUUUCCUAGAA
This is a messenger RNA of Bemisia tabaci, 10897 nucleotides long. The record is from RefSeq and is a predicted model, not a curated record. Lineage: Eukaryota; Metazoa; Arthropoda; Insecta; Hemiptera; Aleyrodidae.